UGCAGCUACCAAAUCCAGUUCCUCUUCAAUUCUAGAAGUGGAUCUCUUGGAACCUUGGUUCUUUGACACCGCCGUCGUCGACAAAGAAACAACCCCCUCUCCCACGCCACCAAACCCGUCGAGGCCGCCUCCCGCUCCUACGCUUUAGUACAUUCCUCCAUGUGCUAGGCCCGACACUCCGACUACCUCGUCUUCUCUCGCUCCACUCUACGUAUCUUUAUCACCACCGGCAACACUCGUUUCCUCUCCUCGUCGCCAUCGAACUCGCUCGACGACGACGACGACAUCUCCGGUACUCCUCCCCACGACCACACACAAAUCGCGGGAGAGAAUGCCUUACACACCACCCUCGCACAGGUCUCCGGCCUCGUCGGCACCCUCCUCACCAAGCCAGAGCCGGAGAUCUUCGAUCCACCAACAACAACAACACAAUGGCGGCCCCACCUCGCCAACAUCAUCCACCAAGCCCGCACUCCCGCGAUCGGCGUCGUAUCUUAUGAAACACCGACGAACCCCCUCGGCCCCGGCACCCGCACAGCAUAACGAGCUGUCCCCGUCGGCGACCGUAGAGGAUCUCAAGAUCAUGGCCCUCAACAGCAUCGUGCGCCAGUCCCCCCCACCAAUAACGGGCGAGAGGCAGGGCAUGCCCGCCGGUGCCGUCAUCUCCCCGCCCGACUCGGCUAGUGAAGACGAGGGUCAGCUGGAGAUGAAGAAGGAGGACACGCAGCGUGGCAGGACCAUCGAGAACCUCAAGGAGCUCAAGGACGCCAUCAGCCAGAUCCCCGUUCACCGCUCGUGCUCGCCCAACAACCGCACCGAUAUUCCCGAGCCCAUCAUCGCCGAAAUGAAGGAAAAGACAAGGCCCGAUGCCGGCGACCUGCUAGUACUGCCGUCCCAGGCCAAGGCCAUUGCCGACAUGCAGCAGAAGCAGGACGCCGCCAACGGAGUCACCAACCGCCGCUUCUCCCACAACCGAUCCGCCACCGAGUCCAACAUUGUGCUGAACAAGUCUAUGGAAACCUCGCUGACAGGAUCGGACGAGGACACGGACGAAGAGCGGCAAAGAAAGCCCCCCAUGGUGCGCAAGAAGUCGGGUGAGCUCGUGCGGCCUGCUCUGCGACCUCCCUCUCGCCGACGACCCUCCAGUAUGCCUGGCACACCCACCUUCAAGGCUGUCCACUUUGACUCGCAUCUCGAACAUGUUCGCCAUUUCUUGCAGGUCGACCGUCCGUUGGCCGUUAGUGCUGGCUCAUCGCCGGUCGAUAGCUAUGAUAGCGACACCGAGUACCCUUUCAAUGGGAACGGGAAUGCGAACGACCAGUCACAAGCGCGUCAGCCUCCCUUUGAGUGGGAGCUCGUCCUGUCCAACUUCCCCGCCGAUACACCACUUCGCAGGGCGCAGCCUGUACGUCUGGAACGUGUUUGGCUAUCUAGCGACCAAAAGUGCCUGAUAGGGUCGGUCGCGGUGGUCAACCUGGCCUUCCACAAGAGCGUUACUUGCCGGUUCACCUUGGACUACUGGAAGACCACCUCUGAGGUGUCGGCCGAGUACAUGGCCAACCUCGAGUCCAAGACGCUCUACUUCUGCAUCCGGUACAACGUCAACGGCCAGGAGUUCUGGGACAACAACAACGGCAUGAACUUCCAGAUUGACUUCCGCAAGAAGGCUCUCCCGACCAACGGCAAGAAGGGUGUUAUCGGCGCUGCUUCUCGUACCGUGAACGGCCUGCCCAAGAGUAACCGUCGCUCCAACCACUCGUCUGCGGCACCAAAGCCCAAGUUCGCUCCCAUCGGUGCCGAUGACUUUGGUAGCAGGAGCAAGCUCAGCUUUGAUAGCUCCCUUGAUGACUAUGAUGAUGACGCUCUUCCCGCUGGCCUUCGCCUGCGUGGUGUUAAGAGCACCACCAGCAUUCCCAGCGAUAACCUGCCGAGCCGUCUGUCUGCCCCUAGCGGCCAGGCCUUUGCUAACCGCUACGACUUUGGUGCCUCGCUGGCCACGGCCAUCCAGACCGCCAAGGACAACCUGCCCAAGAAGGAUGACGGUGGUCUUUACAUGAAGUCCUCCAGGAAGCCUGCUGCUGCGAACUCGUCUAUCCAGCGCAGGGGUCACCCCACCCUGACUACUCCUGUUGCUUCUGCUCCCGCUCCUGCUCUCUCUGCCCCUGCCCCUGCUGCUGCCCCUAAGAAGGCUCCAGCACCUGCUCCUGCACCUUCUACCGCUGCUCCCGCUACCACCUCAGCAAAGCCUUCUUCUCUCAACAUUCCUGGUGUGUCCACCACUGGCAGCAUUGCUUCGUCCUCGUAUGAGGAGCUCGUUAACAAGUACUGCUUCUUUGGAUCCACCAAGCAAUCCAGCCCUCAGAUCAAGGAUGGCAGCUUGCGCAACAGUCGCUUCGAUAGUGCCAGUGACCUUCCCCAGCUUGCCAGCAACAGCAGCAGCAGCAACUCGAGCUACGAGGGAAGCCCGGUCCACAAUAACUUUUACGGUAUGGGGUCUACGGCUCAGCAUCACUCGCUGCAUCCGAGGGAUCCCAACCCUUAUUUCUCUCAUGGAGGUUUCAUGAGCUUUGUUGGGGGCUCUCCAGCCGAAAGCCCCCUCAAGUUGGGCUUCCCGUCUCCGCAAAACCCGGGUGACCCCUCAAGCACUGGGCCACGCACUGGCCCUGGCACUAACAGCUUUGGAUCUGGCUACGGAACCGGACCCAGCUACGGAUCGCACUCUACUGGGGGUAAAUGAUCAUCAUUUCAUCUGUCUUGCGAGGGUCUAUCGCCAUUCCAUGGAUCCCAAUAACAAGGCGGCCCGUUUCUGUAUAUGAAUUCCACA
Molecule: messenger RNA, 2824 nt
Organism: Neurospora hispaniola
Lineage: Eukaryota; Fungi; Ascomycota; Sordariomycetes; Sordariales; Sordariaceae
Exons: 4
Coding region: 332-2737 (801 amino acids)
Biological process (GO): regulation of glycogen biosynthetic process
Cellular component (GO): protein phosphatase type 1 complex
Molecular function (GO): protein phosphatase 1 binding; glycogen binding
Source: RefSeq, a predicted model, not a curated record